This is a messenger RNA of Wasmannia auropunctata (little fire ant), 6579 nucleotides long. It is a transcript of the gene Kdm5, whose product is annotated as lysine-specific demethylase lid. The record is from RefSeq and is a predicted model, not a curated record. Gene Ontology annotation, molecular function: histone demethylase activity; DNA binding. NCBI's taxonomy places the organism in Eukaryota, Metazoa, Arthropoda, Insecta, Hymenoptera, Formicidae. Gene Ontology annotation, biological process: chromatin remodeling. Gene Ontology annotation, cellular component: nucleus. The transcript is spliced from 18 exons. The coding region runs from base 432 to 5345 and encodes 1637 amino acids.
CGGCGGGCCGCGGGAGAGGAGGUAAUCAGUCGCCGUGGGUCGUGUGCGGAGCUUCGUGCAACGUCGAUGCUGCUCCGCGUGAUUCGCGUCCGUUGCGCGUCGCUUAUUGUCACGUAGCGUCAGCAGCAGCAGCAGCAGCAACAGCAGCGUUCGGCGACUCCAGCGGGUACGCGCCAUACGCGCGCAGGAACAUGAUCGAUCCGGGAACGCGUGGUAAGGUGGUUCCGCGACUAAUCCGGGUCGAGUAGCGACCGUCGUUCGGUGGUGCCUAGCGCCGAAGCGCCGAGGCUUUUGCUCGAAUUUAAAGUGCCUGCGUGCGUGCGUGCGUGCGUGAUUACGUGCGUGCGUACGUGCGUGCCACCCAGCCUGCAGCGGCUAGAUAGCGUCGGAAGUAGCAGACGGCGUGCCCCCGUGAUCAUCUCCGAAUCAUCAUGGGAUCGAGAAACAACGAGAAUCGCGGCUCCCUUGGGAAUCACCGUUGCUCCCAAGAUAUGGCUUGUGAUCGCGCCGAGACCGACUUUGAGUUUGCAGUGCCGCCGGAAGCACCGGUGUUCGAGCCGACCAACGAGGAGUUUCACGAUCCUCUCGCCUACAUCGCCAAGAUACGGCCAAUCGCCGAGAGAUCCGGCAUCUGCAAGAUCAAACCGCCACCCAAUUGGCAGCCACCAUUUGCCGUAGAUGUGGACAAGUUUAAAUUUGUUCCGAGAAUACAAAGGUUAAACGAAUUAGAAGCCAAGACCAGGAUAAAGCUUAAUUUUUUAGAUCAAAUUGCAAAGUUCUGGGAACUUCAAGGUUCCUCCUUGAAAAUUCCGCUUGUAGAACGUAAAGCACUGGACUUGUAUUCCUUACAUAAAAUAGUCACAGACGAAGGCGGCAUAGAAACUGUGACUAAGGAAAGAAGAUGGGCCAAAAUUGCCAAUAAACUGGGUUACCCAUCUGGACGAAGUGUAGGCAGUAUAUUGAAAAAUCACUAUGAGAGAAUUUUAUAUCCCUUUGACGUUUUCAAGCAAGGAAAGACAUUAUCAGAUAUUAAAAUUGAGCCAGACUCGGACGCGAAUGAGAAGAGGGAUCGCGAUUAUAAGCCACAUGGCAUAAUAUCUCGACAGCAAAUUAAACCGCCGAAUGAAAAAUUCUCACGACGAUCUAAGCGAUUUUCCGGGCAAGAAGAAAAACAAGAUGUAUCGAUUAAACAGGAAGACUGUAAGGAGGAAUGCGACUCGGACAAUGAGUGCAAGGAAAAAAUUAAAAGCAGAUAUUUCAGUUGCGAUACGGAUAAGAGCAAAGAACUUAAGAAGUUACAAUUUUACGGACCAGGCCCAAAAAUGGCCGGCUUUAAUACCAAAGAGGCAAAGAAAUCUAACAAAACGCGUGGCUUGAAACUCGUUUAUGACUUUGAUCCUUUGGCAAAAUAUAUUUGCCACAAUUGCGGGAGAGGCGACAAUGAAGAAAGUAUGCUGUUGUGUGAUGGUUGUGAUGACAGCUAUCACACGUUUUGCCUUAUGCCGCCAUUGACAGAAAUACCAAAGGGUGAUUGGCGAUGUCCCAAGUGCGUCGCCGAAGAGGUCUCGAAGCCGAUGGAGGCAUUCGGUUUCGAACAAGCGCAGAGGGAAUACACGCUGCAGCAAUUCGGUGAAAUGGCCGAUCAAUUCAAGAGUGACUACUUUAAUAUGCCUGUGCAUAUGGUUCCAACGUCACUAGUGGAAAAAGAAUUUUGGCGAAUAGUCUCGUCCAUCGACGAAGAUGUAACCGUCGAAUACGGCGCCGAUUUGCAUACGAUGGAUCAUGGUUCCGGAUUUCCGACAAAGACCAGCGUUAAUUUGUUCACUUGCGAUCAAGAGUAUGCCGAAUCUUCAUGGAAUUUAAAUAAUUUGCCCGUUUUACGUGGAAGCAUUCUCGGCCACAUUAAUGCUGAUAUUAGUGGUAUGAAAGUUCCUUGGAUGUAUGUCGGCAUGUGCUUCGCGACAUUCUGUUGGCAUAAUGAGGAUCAUUGGAGCUAUUCCAUUAAUUAUCUGCAUUGGGGCGAACCAAAGACAUGGUAUGGCGUACCGGGUUCUCAGGCGGAACGCUUCGAGCAUUCUAUGAAGUCCGCCGCUCCGGAGCUGUUUCACAGCCAACCCGAUCUGCUGCAUCAACUUGUUACCAUCAUGAACCCAAAUAUAUUGACAAGUGAGGGAGUACCGGUCUUUAGAACAGAUCAACACGCGGGUGAAUUUGUCGUGACAUUUCCAAGAGCGUACCACGCAGGUUUUAAUCAGGGUUACAAUUUUGCAGAGGCUGUCAACUUUGCACCUGCAGAUUGGCUUAAGAUUGGACGAGACUGCAUUACGCAUUAUUCCAAUUUAAGAAGAUUCUGUGUGUUUUCCCAUGACGAGCUAGUUUGUAAAAUGUCAUUGGAUCCAGAUUCGUUGGAUAUCGGAGUCGCAACCGCCACUUAUCACGACAUGUUGCAAAUGGUGGAGGAUGAGAAAAAAUUGCGGAAAAACUUGUUGGAAUGGGGUGUGACAGAGGCGGAACGCGAGGCUUUCGAGCUUCUACCAGAUGACGAGAGACAGUGCGAAGCAUGCAAGACUACCUGUUUUUUGAGUGCGGUCACAUGUUCGUGCCACAGCUCGCAGUUAGUUUGUCUAAGACACUUUGCUGAUUUGUGCACCUGUCCGCCAGAGAAGCAUACGUUACGUUAUCGGUAUACACUAGACGAAUUGCCGAUCAUGCUGCAAAAGUUAAAAUUGAAAGCCGAGUCGUUUGACUCGUGGGUGGCCAAAGUGAAAGAGGCGAUGGAUCCGAAAAAUGACAAGAUUGAAUUAAACGAGCUGAAGGAACUUCUGAACGAAGCCGAGAGCAAAAAGUUCCCCGACAGCGAAUUAUUGACGGCUUUAACGACCGCGGUGCAAGACGCCGAGAAAUGCGCGAGUGUUGCGCAACAGCUAUUAAACAACAAGCAACGUACAAGGACUAGGCAAACAGUUGAUACCAAGUAUAAACUUACUGUGGAAGAAUUAACACUUUUCUACAAAGAAAUAACCAAUCUGUGCUGUGAACUUAAGGAAUCAGAUGGUGUAAAGUUUAUACUCGAUCAAGUAUUACAAUUUCAAAAGGAUGCGGCGGAAUUGGAGUCUAAAGAAGAUUGUAACAUUGAGAAAUUGGACAAGUGCAUUGAUUUUGGUGACUCUAUCUGCAUUGAAUUACCUCAACUAGUACGAUUGAAACAAAGAUUGGCACAAAUGCAAUGGCUGGAAGAAGUAAAAUCCCUCCAAGACGACCCGAAAUCUGUUAGUCGCGAAGAGGUGGCCAAGUUAAUUGAAAAAGGCAUGACGAUACCGCCUCAUGUCAGUAUCGAAAAUACAUUAUCAGAAUUACACGCGUUAACGAAAGCGAUUGACAAGUGGGAAGAGAAGGCCAAGAUGUUUCUUAGCACCAAAAAUAGACGAACCAUCGCAGCUGUGGAGGAGUUUAUUCGCGAGGCAGAUGAAGUUGAGGCGUAUUUGCCGAGUUUGGAUACUCUUCAAGAUACGUUGAACAAAGCGAAGAAUUGGACGAAAUUAAUCGACGAUAUACGAGCGAGAGAGAACUUUCCGUAUUACGAUACCUUGGACGAUUUGUUGAGAAAGGGAAGAAAUAUCCCUUUGCAUCUAAAUGAUCUUCCGACGAUAGAAUCUACCCUCUCGCAGGCGAAAGCCUGGAAAGAGAGGACUGCGAGAACGUUUUUGAGAAAAAACUCGCACUAUACGUUGAUGGAAGCUCUGUCGCCGCGAAUCGGCGUCGGCGUACAGGCGAUGAAAACCAAAAAGAACAAAGGCGACGAAUCUGUAGGCGCCGUUUGUGUCUGUGAUACAAAAUUGGACGACUCCAGCAGCUCGGCGAAUGUGGUAGCUGCCUUCAAGCUUGCGGAACAGCGCGAAAUGGAGGCAAUGAGAAGCUUGAGAGAGAGAAAUUUAAUGAAGAUGAAAGCGGAAGCGGAAGAUUCCAAGUAUUGCGUUUGUCGGCGGCCGAGAUUCGGUAUUAUGCUCCAAUGCGAGCUUUGCAAGGAUUGGUUCCACACAAACUGUGUGCCUUGGCCCAAGACAUCGUACAAAGGUAAACCACCAGGGCCGAGAGAUAUGAAAUUUUUGUGUCCGUGCUGUCUACGUUCUCGACGACCUCGUCUCGAAACUAUAUUGGCUCUCUUAGUGAGUCUUCAAAAAAUUCCGAUUCGAUUGCCGGAAGGAGAAGCGUUGCAGUGCCUAACGGAACGCGCGAUGAAUUGGCAGGAUCGAGCGAGGAAAGCAUUAUCUACCGACGAGGUCUCCUCGAUACUGGCGAAACUUUCUGUAAUGUCGCAAAAGUUAGUAGAAGCUGCGGCUAGGGAGAAAACGGAAAAGAUUAUCAGCAGCGAGUUGAAAAAGGCAGCGAACAAUCCUGAACUGCAUCAAAGAGUGCAGGCUAUCGCACCUCUCAGCGGAGUGCAUUCGGACGAUAGCACGCUUAGUACUGCUGAUGACGAUGACGAUGUUGUUGCCCUGGAUGACGAACCAACAUGUAGUACUUUCAAUAGUAAUGAACACGCAUAUUCAUACAUCUCGAAAAUUCGGCGGAAAACUCAAUCGAGCGACGGUGAGUCACUUGGCACGUUAUCUUCAAGCACGAGAUCGCGUUUGGAGGAACUUAUGAUGGAAGGUGACCUCUUGGAAGUCGCGUUGGACGAAACACAGCACAUCUGGCGUAUAUUGAGCUACAUGAAUACUCAUAACACCAUGCGGAAAUACAAGUCGCUCGAGGAGGUCCAAGCGAAUAUCAAUCAAGAGAUGAAGGAUGUGAAGAAACGGGGUAGGAAGAGGAAAUCGGAAGAAUUUGAAUUACUUAAGAAAAUCGGACGGCAAAAAGCUGAAGAGAAAAACGUGGUUAAACGUAGCAGAAGUGGCGGUCCUGUCACUAAGGAAAAGGGACAGAGCAGUUCACCGAUUCCUGUGAAGCGUGGACCUCGAAAGAUGAAACGUAAGAGCGAGGGCGAAGAGGGCCCUAGGAAGCGAGGCGGUAAUCGCACAAAGAAGACCAAGCAAGAAAGUUCGGACGAAGAAGACGACUGCGCGGCGGUUAACUGCUUACGGCCUAGUGGUAAGGAAGUUGAUUGGGUUCAGUGUGACGGUGGCUGCGAAGGUUGGUUCCAUAUGCAUUGUGUUGGAUUGGAUCGCACAGAAAUUGCGGAGGAAGAUGAUUAUAUUUGUAGCAACUGUAAAGAAGCCGAUCAAAGUGCAUCGUCGAGAUCCGCGCCAGAUUCGGCUGAAUCAUUAGGCCUGGAUGCACUUCUUUCCCUUUCUCAGCCCCAGGAGUACCAUGGCAGCACCACCGACACGGAAGCGGGUGUCUAGGAAAACGACAUUCCUCCUCCUAGGAUUCACUAGCCCACUUCGUGUCGUCUGCUAGCUCCGUACGAGGCUCCGGGGCGUUUACGAUAGCGACUCUCGAUCUAUCGACUCGCAAUGCAAACGUUAACGUUAAUGAUUGUUUCUCACCAAACUAUUGCAGAUCGUGCAUUGUUCAAAUGUAGUUUACGAGCGAGCAAACUUAAGAUGCAAAGUAUUAUAACAUAGUUGAGUUGCGAUACAGCGAUACAUGGUGAAUAUUUCUUAUUAACUGUGGCUUUCAUUUGUAUCUGCGAAGGUCAUACUUUUAGAUGCUAGAAGCAUCGCUAGUCAAUCAUCGAUCUGCAUUUAUACAUCGAUCUAUGGAAUUUUCACAAGUAGGGUGAACGUAAGAACGCUGCACAAUGCAUGUCAGAAAAUUAUUUUUGUGCUUCCACAAACGUACAUAUAUAUAAUGCGCGCGCGUGCGCGUCUUGAAAUUCAAUGAUACGAAAAUAUAAAGAUGUCCGUUUUAUCUUAAUCCGCACGACUGUGAAAGUAUUCAUCUAUAUUUCCGUCUAUGUCUAUGUUUCGUUAGAUUGUUUUUUACGAAAAUUAUCGAUUUCAUUUCACACCGACAGCGGACGAAUCACGGAUGAACCGUGAUGUACGCCUUUAUAAUUUUGUAAUCGAUUUGUCUGUAGAGAAGAAUUUUAUUUCCAUUUUUUUUUUUUUUUUUUUUUUAAUCUUGUGUAUACGCGCCUUUCACUAUGGAUGAUAAGAAAUAGUUUCUACGCGAGAUAAUUAACGAUCUGCGACCACGAGAUUGCAUCAUUUGCAGCAAUCUUAACAACACGGUCUAUAAUGCGUCGUGUUACCUUAACUAUUAAGAUUACUACCCUGAAAUGAGGAUACGUUACAAGCCGAUUAACCCGAACGAUACGAAUGAUACGCUGCGAGAAUGUUCUCGAUACAGCAAUGAUUUAAUUUUUUGCAACCGAUUGUUUCUGGAAUACAAUGUUGCAUUACCACGGCGAGGUAUCGGUCGAUUGUUUUUAUCGGCUUUUAAAACGUUUGUUAGGCGCACAAAGCGACAAGCGAGGAUUUCUUUCCUUUGCGCCGAUCAUAUGUACAGAAUAGACUGAGAGAUGUGUGUAUUACGAUUAGAUUAUACAUAGGCUAUUAGAAUAUAUCAGAACAUAGAAUAAACACAUAAGCUAUAGUUUGUAUAAAAUAAAAGGAAACAAUUGAGACAAGCAGA